CAUCAUCGUACAUUUCGAAAUGCUAACGGAUGGGCCAAUAAAUUUUCAUUAAAUUAAUACCCUCGAUAACAGUAUCGUACCACGCUUCGUCGAACUUUAACGAAAAUAAAACUAAAACAGGGGUCGAAUUGGCGAAAUCCACGAAGUACAAUUUUUCAUAAUAAAAAAUAGUUAAUAAGUGUUUGCCUACUGACUGUGUGGGAAAACAGUGCUUUCACAGAGCAAAACAGAGACAGUAUUUCGUUUUAACGGUGUACAAACCCUACUUUCUCAAUCAAAUGACAUGAAAUCAGCUGAAUUUUGAAAUAGAACGGAGAGAACGCCAUGUCAAGGCUUCCUGCGGCUUCAAAAUUACCACUCAAUGAUAAAUACGUCUGAAAGCUGAUGAAAAUUCUGGCGAAAUCACUUUCAAAUGAGCAUGUUUCCACUUCUCCUUUGGUUGGAAAGAUUGCUCCAAUUAGCUGGUGGGAGAUGAGAUUGGGAAGGGAGCCUAUGGCAAGGUUUACAAGGGUUUGGACCUGGAAAAUGGCGAUUUUGUUGCCAUUAAGCAAGUUUCCCUUGAAAACAUUCCACAAGACGAACUCAACAACAUCAUGCAAGAGAUUGACCUCUUAAAGAACCUGAACCAUAAGAAUAUUGUCAAGUAUCAAGGCUCCUUCAAGGCUAACACAUACUUGUACAUUAUUCUUGAGUAUGUCGAAAGUGGAUCACUUGCGAACAUGGUCAAGCCCAAUAAAUUUGGAGCUUUUCCAGAAUCUCUUGUGGCAGUCUACAUUUCACAGGUGUUAGAAGGAUUGGUAUAUCUUCACGAGCAAGGUGUUAUCCAUAGAGAUAUCAAGGGUGCAAACAUAUUGACAACAAAACAGGGUUUGGUCAAGCUUGCUGACUUUGGAGUUGCUACAAAACUGUCUGAGGCAGAUCAUAAUACACAUUCUGUAGUGGGAACACCAUAUUGGAUGGCUCCGGAGGUGAUUGAGAUGUCUGGUGUCUGUGCUGCAUCUGAUAUUUGGAGCGUAGGUUGCACAGUUAUAGAGCUACUGACAUGUGUCCCUCCAUAUUAUGAUCUUCAACCUAUGCCAGCUCUCUUCAGGAUAGUGCAGGAUGAGCAUCCUCCUAUACCUGAGCAUUUGUCCCCUGAUAUUACAGAUUUUCUGCACCAAUGCUUCAGGAAGGAUGCUAAAUUAAGACCAGAUGCAAAUACUCUCCUGAAACACUCAUGGAUUCAGAAUUCAAGAAGCUCUUUUCAGUCUUCCCUCCAGAGAACAGGUGGACAGAUAAGGGGCAUCCCAGAGGAUGUAUCUACCACUGUAGAAAGGACAAUUGAAGAGGGAGAAAAGGAAAAAAUAAAUGGAGAGGAAUUUGAAAGGGACCACUUUGAGCUAAGAUUUACAAAUGAUCCAGAAGUGUGUUCACCAACAAGAGUUGCUGGCUAUAUUGAAACAGUCAACAAUGAGAGCAGUCACUUAGGAUCCAAUCGCACUUCUUUUGAGAUUGUUAAUCCUGCAUUAAACAUCGAAGAAAAUAAGAAAGAUCAAACUUCUGUACAAGGAGAAACAUUGGCUGCUGAUGGUAUAGGAGGCCCUGGUGAAGAACCAUUAGAACAUCUUGCAGAACCUUUCAAGCCAGCUACUUCAUCGAAUGCUUGCAAUAAUGAAAUGAGGUUUAAUACAGAUAACAAUAGCAAUGAAGGCUGUAUGAUCAAGCCACAAGAGAAUGGACAAGUUUUCUCAGUUAGUGGGAGGGUGGAAACAGCUCCGAAUUAUGAGAAAGGGAGAAUCCCAAAUGAAAGAGACACCGUCAGUCAAAAUCAAAAUUCCAUGGAACAUAAAUCUCAAAUCAUUAAAUCAAAUGACUCACCACAUUCUUCACAGGCUUGGAAAAAAUUGGCAUCACCUCCGGUCCAAGAACUGAGUAAGUACCAUGAUACACCUGCAGAUGGUACCUUGGAAGAGGUGUUUGAGGAGCCUCCAGAUACGUAUCAGAGCUCAGAGGUUGAAGAUACAUUCACUUCAACUGUUGCAUCAGAUUCACAUGAUAAUCUGGGUAUCUCAAAUGUGGAUGUAAGUGGAAGAAACAAGUUGUCAACAAAACAAAAGAGAAUGGAUAGCAAAACAGGCAAAAAAAAUGGAAGUGAUUUGUUUUCUUUGAUGAUUAACAUUGUCGAAGAAGACAACACUGGGGAUGGUGGGCUACAAUUUGAAGAGACAGUGCCCAGGAGAGACAUUUUCCCUAAACAGGCUAUAGAGGUCAGCAAACUGGUUAGUAUGCUGAAGCCAAUGGAGUCAGAAGAGAAGAUUGUACUAGCAUGCCAGAAGCUUCUUGCAAUAUUUCAAGAUUACCCUGACCAGAAAUCUAUUUUUGUGAGACAACAUGGGGUAAUGCCUCUAAUGGAAAUGUUUGAACUAAAAAACAAUCUUGUUACAUAUCCAGUGCUGCAGGUUGUGAACAUGCUUAUAAGAGAUAAUUCCCCAUUACAAGUGAAUGCAUGCCUCAUUGGUUUUAUUCCAGUUAUUAUGAAUCUUGCAGGACCUGGUCACUCAAAAGAAAUGCGUAUGCAAGCAGCUUAUUCUGUACAACAACUGUGUCUAACAAGUUCUUUGACACUUCAAAUGUUUAUUGCAUGCAACGGUCUGCCAGUAUUGGUGGGAUUCUUAGAGCAUGAUUUUACAAAAUACAGGGAUAUUGUAUAUUUGGCAAUUGAUUGCAUUUGGCAGGUUUUUAAGCUACAUAGUUCUACUCCUGUAAAUGAAUUCUGUCAGAUAUUUGCUAAGAAUGGUGUCUUAUUCAGAUUGGUCAAUACGCUUCAUAGCUUGAAUGAAGCGAGUCGGCUUGAUUCUGUAGCUGGAAGUGGCUUAGCUGUUAGUAUGACAGGUAAAGCUAAGCAGGGAGCAUACUCAGAUCUUAUUGAGUCUUCCCUCCCUUCAUUUGGGCAUACUAAAAUCAACCGUCCACAAUCUAGCCAGCUUAAUCCUUCAAAAGUUCAGUCUGGCCAAACUAAUCUUCAGUUUGAGUCAUCAGAAGCUGAAGCAUCUUCAAUGAAAUCAAAUUUACAACUGCAGAAGUCCUCCGCAAGCCAAGAAGAUGCCCACUAUAGUCUUGGGCAAACUGGGAAGAUACAUUCUCUUGCGGGAAAAUCUGAACCUGUUAUGCUUUCUAAUUCAUCAGAGCCUGCAUCUUCUCAAAGCAUAGAUAACUCCAUGGGGAAUAAAGAACAGUCUGUACUCAUGCCAAAGGAGCAAAAACAGUUCAAUUUUGAGCAUCAUGAAUCUAAUGAUCAAAAUGCAAAGCAAUUAACACAAUUUCAUUCUCAUGCUCCAAGUGGAGUAGAUAAUACUUUAAACUUGCCAUUCAAUCAGAAUGGGCAAGCGCAACCUCUCUUAGCAGCAUUGGAAAAGGAACCACCCAAUAGGCCUAUAACUGGUCCAUUUGAGUAUAUUCGUUAUCUUUCUGGGGGACUGGAGAGACCUGAAAAUAGCAUACCCCUGCCACAUCAUUCUAACAGUGGAAGAAAGACAAAUGGAAAAUCAGACUUGCUAAUGGAAUCAUCUGCAGAUGAUGGUAAACAAAGAGAGGCCAUUGAAUUCAACUCAAAAUCAUUACCAAAGGCAGUUGCUUCUACAUCUGGACUUAUUUCACAGUCAGCAUCAGGAUUACUCUCUGGAUCUGGAAUUUUAAAUGCAAUACCUGGGAGUGUAACAUCCUCAGGUUCACUUUCACAGAUGUCUUUGAGUACUGACAGGACCAGAGAAUACCUGGGGAAGGUUGCUGGUCUUUUGCUUGAAUUUUCACAAGCAGGUACAGUAGUUAAAUCAUUUAUGAGUAACAUAAGCCUAUUGGUUCGUCUUUUCCAGAUGCUUAACAAGCUUGAGCCUUCUAUUCUAGUCAAGAUAUUGAAAUGCAUUAAUAAGCUAUCAACUGAUCCAAAUUCUUUAGAACAUCUACAGCAUGCAGAUGCGAUGAAUCAUCUUAUUCCUUUCCUUGAGCAGCAUGAUGGGUCACUUGUUUCUCAAAUUCAUGUUGAGGUACUCAACACAUUAUACAACCUGUGCAAGAUAAACAAGAGGAGACAGGAGCAAGCAGCCGAAAAUGGUAUAAUUCCACAUCUGAUGCAUUUUAUUAUUACAGAUUGUCCUUUAAAGCAGGUUGCCUUGCCUUUGCUCUGCGACAUGGCUCAUGCAUCUCGCUCAGCGAGGGAGAAACUAAGGGUUCAUGAUGCACUGAGUGUCUAUUUAAGCUUGUUGGAUGAUGAGGCAUGGGCAGUUCCAGCUUUUGAUUCUCUCACAGUGUGCCUAGCAUAUGACAAUGAACAUCGAAAGGUGGAACAAGCAUUCCUCAAGAGAGAAGCAGUGCAGAAGCUGGUCAGUUUCUUUCAGCGCUGCAGUGAACAAUCCUUUGUACAUAUUCUGGAGCCAUUUCUUAAGAUUAUCAUAAAGUCUACUCAUAUAAAUACAGAACUAGCCACUAAUGGAUUGACACCAUUGUUGAUAGCCAGACUCGAUCAUCAGGAUGCCAUAGUUCGCCUCAAUUUACUCAAGCUGAUAAAGGCCAUCUACGAGCAUCAUCCUCGGCCUAAACAAUUGAUUCUUGAAAAUGACUUACCACUUAAGCUACAAAAGCUAAUUGCAGAACGCAAGGAAGGAGAACAUUCAGGAGGUCAAGUGUUAGUGAAGCAAAUGGCAACUUCCCUUCUUAAAGCUCUUCACAUUAAUACUGUUCUGUAAUACGAUUUCUUGUCCCCGUGUCUUACAAAUGUGAAGAACAUGGAGGUGAUCAAGUGCCAAGAGAAAUAGUAAUUUUUUUCGUCUUAAACCUCUUAACAUUGUAAUAUAAUCAUUCCUUUCUUGUUUUAAAUCAAUUGAGAUCUAAUCUCAUAAAGACCGCGCAGGAGUUGUGAUUUGUAAUAUUUGUAAUGCAAUAAGCUAUUUUUUAAAUGGAAGUGGUGGUUUUCUAGUCUA
Molecule: messenger RNA, 4955 nt
Organism: Cryptomeria japonica (Japanese cedar)
Lineage: Eukaryota; Viridiplantae; Streptophyta; Pinopsida; Cupressales; Cupressaceae
Product: MAP3K epsilon protein kinase 1
Exons: 25
Coding region: 594-4721 (1375 amino acids)
Biological process (GO): protein phosphorylation
Cellular component (GO): cytoplasm
Molecular function (GO): ATP binding; protein binding; protein serine/threonine kinase activity
Source: RefSeq, a predicted model, not a curated record